AUGAACGUCAGUCUCCAAAAAUAUCAAGCCAGAUACCUGUACGCCGUGCCCGAAGGUCUUCGCGAACUCAUGGCUGACAUCUCCAGGGAAGUACUGCGUUCACAGCCUCAAGAUCUGCACACCUUCAUAGCUGAUUACCUCGACGCUCUAAUCAUCACCAGAGAGAACGCUAGGGUAGCCUCCAGGGUAGUUCAAAGCUUGACCGACACCGCUCAAGCAGCGGCCGCCUUUUUCGUCGAAACGGGUCUCGGCAAACACCAAGUGGACCUCCUGGUGCAAGCCAUGAAGAAGAGUUUUGCAAAACGUGUCUGCGAUACCAGUCAAGAAGUGGAGGAAGCUAACGUGGUGUCUGAGGUUAUCAACGAAGCCAAGAUCGAACCAGAGGAAGCGGAAACUGCCGCCCUAGUUAUCCAACAGGCGUACAGGAGGUAUAAGGAGAAAGUAGUCAAGGAGAGAGAAUUGCUGGAAGGUGUAAUCGAUUGGAGGGUCGCUGCUAGGAGCGCGAUUAGGUUGUACCGGAGGACGGGGGUAACCAACGAAGAAGCAAAUAGAGCCGCUACUAUGAUAAAAGCAGCUUACAAAGGGUAUUACACCAGGAAAGCGUUGAAGAAGAUGUCCGUGUUGAGCGUGGCCGAGAGCGGAUCGAGCGUGGGUCGUACUACAUUAGGAGACGAGAGGAAAGUAACGAUAAACUAUGACACCGUUAUUCAGCACGUCGAUUUUGACGUAGCGGAAAUGGAAGACUCCCGUGAUGAUUUUACUGCGGAAAGUAGGUUGAGUUAG
Cylas formicarius (sweet potato weevil) is the source of this 783-nucleotide messenger RNA. It is a transcript of the gene Rsbp15, whose product is annotated as sperm surface protein Sp17. The transcript has a single exon. NCBI's taxonomy places the organism in Eukaryota, Metazoa, Arthropoda, Insecta, Coleoptera, Brentidae. The record is from RefSeq and is a predicted model, not a curated record. Gene Ontology annotation, molecular function: calmodulin binding. The coding region runs from base 1 to 783 and encodes 260 amino acids.